AUGGGAGUAAUAGGUCUAACAGCCGUCGAAGUUCUUGCCACGUGUCUCGGAUUAGGCCUAGUUCUGGCCAUAUUAAUAGUGAUAUGUAAUUGUGUUUCGACGUGUUGGGAGACUAUAUCUCAUCGGAGAAAGAAGAGAAAUGUGGAGAAGUUACCAGAAGAUUAUGUGGAUGAAAUACAUCGAUUGCUGCAUCGGAAUCAGAAACCAUGUGAUUAUGAUUGUGUUGUAAUUGAGUCAAGAAGACAGUCGGCUAAUUUGGAGUAUAUAUCCGAUUCUCGAGUGGACUCUACACCUCCACCACAACCAGUUGUUAUUCCAAGAGGCAAGUCAGUGGAGAAACAAGAUCAGUCUACGAGAAAGAGCCUGCCGAGCAAGAAUGUCAGAAUGGAGAGUGAGGAGACCAUCAACACCAACACAACCAACUCUCAGUCUACAAUAACCGCAUCUGAAAAUGGUGAUCUCACGGGUCCAUGUGAUGGAAAAAGUAAACGUCGAACAUGGGGGAGGCUGAGUAAUUCACUUUUUGAUACGGCUAUGAUGCCCUCAUUGGAUACCACAACAACUGAAGAUACAAUGGGAACAGCGUGA
Messenger RNA from Caenorhabditis remanei, 588 nucleotides. RefSeq lists its product as uncharacterized. The record is from RefSeq and is a predicted model, not a curated record. NCBI's taxonomy places the organism in Eukaryota, Metazoa, Nematoda, Chromadorea, Rhabditida, Rhabditidae. The transcript has 3 exons. Bases 1 to 588 code for a protein of 195 amino acids.